AUGGGAAGACCCAACCAAAACCCACUCUUGGAUUUCCGUUCCACUCACGACGAUGCUUGGUACUCUGUUGUUAAACUGGUUCUAAGCAAGAGAAACACCAUUCUUACUGUUAAAUUUGCAAAUUUCGAUGAAGAUAAAGAUGAGGGUUUUAGUGUCGAUGAGUUCAAGACUGUCAAGGAAUUAGAUGAUUUUGUGAACAGAUUUCGUCCAGCUUGUGUUCUGCUACAGGAUGAAGAUUGUUAUGAUUUGAGACGCGGGUCGGAUGUCUGUGCUCUAAUUGUACAAGGUGAUGAAGAACAUAAGUUCUACAAUGGCGUAAUUGAAUCGGUGAGUUGA
This is a messenger RNA of Papaver somniferum (opium poppy), 336 nucleotides long. RefSeq lists its product as uncharacterized. The transcript has a single exon. Gene Ontology annotation, molecular function: chromatin binding. NCBI's taxonomy places the organism in Eukaryota, Viridiplantae, Streptophyta, Magnoliopsida, Ranunculales, Papaveraceae. Bases 1 to 336 code for a protein of 111 amino acids. The record is from RefSeq and is a predicted model, not a curated record.